AUGUCCUAUAACCCGGAACGAGCGUGUCAAUACUGCAAGUCCUUGGCGCAUAUUGAUAAAUACUGCCCUGAAUUUAAGAGUUGCAUCUACUGCAAAGGGGACCAUAACAUCAUCAAGUGUACGAAGAUUACGUGCAGAAGAUGCAAAAUUAAAGGGCACCAUCAAGUAAUCUGCCCGAAUACGUCAGAGUCUUUAGACAUUGGCUUGGACCCGGUGCUAGGGGGAUCGAAGCAACAUGGGAUUUUCACCGCCAAGAGGCCGAGCUCAGCAUCAGAAUUGAUCUCUUUUAAAAGACAGAGGACAUUGGACCGUUACACUUCAGUAAAUCUGAAUAUAUCUGUCCAGUCACCCGAGCAUUCGGACAAGAAGUGGGUUGCUAUCGAUGAAAGCGUGAGGGAUGAGCUUUCACUGCAAGAAAAAUUCAUCUUUCCAUACCUUAAGCCACUGUGCAGUGAAAUGAUCAGUGAAAUUAUACAGGGAUUAUUACCGGGAUCAUCAUCGCCUCAUUGCAAUUACCUUGAGAUCAUUGAUGAGCAUGGUGGUGUGGAGAAAGUAACAGAAUCUCUGAUCCACCUUAUAAGUCCACACAUUAUCCAGUUCCAGGGCCAUGAAGUAACAAGAACUGCACUGAACGCAAUUAUCUGUCAACAAAUUGAUAGUAAUGAGCCCUGGAAUAUGCCUUUAGGUUACGCAAGCAUUGUAUGUGAUGACCGAGAUACAUUAUGGUGGAGGUUAUAUGUAGGCCAAUGCUCUUUAUCAUGGCGGCGGAUUGUGUGCCAACAUGCCCAGCAAAUUAUCAAGGGAUCAACAGCAAGUCUCUACUACUUUAGUCUGUGGAUAGGAAACGGUCAUCGAUAUGCUAGGUUUAUCAAGCUUUGGGGUUUUCCCAAGGACACGGUGACUGAUGGAUGGUAUCAAGCCUGCAGCAAUCUACUUGAGGCCCUGUUCUGCAGAGCUUUCAGGACCCAUCACGGAAUGUUGAAUCGACUGGGAUCAAAGUACCAGAAUGAUGGGGAAUUUGGCCCUGAACAAAGAACUUCGGACCAAGGCAAACAUUGGUCCCAAAGGCAGCCGCUGAGAAGAGAAGAGGAAAAGAAAGUAUCAAGGCUGUGUUUUGAGAGAGAUUUCGACAUUGCAUUACAAAACGCUCUGAAUAAUGACGAAGAGGUCUUUAACAAGGUCAGAGAAUCACUCCAGCUACAACAGGAAACACCAGAUUUCAGUGAAGUUUUGGCUCAUAUACCCUUCUGUGGUAGUUUGACCUCCGAAGUGGCCGCAAUUCUUGACUAUGCUGCUGUUUCAGGGGCGAAUGAUACGCCCAUGAGGGCUAGUAAUAGUGAUGACAAGCAGCACAUGCUCACAAUCCCAUGGUCUCUAGAUGGAUGUGGCUUUACUGAGGGAAAUAUUCUUAUCUGGACCUACGACUUUAAGAAUUUUACGAGUAUAGGUCUUAAGCAUCUUGGUCAUGAUAUUCUGACAGAUCCUGAUGCCAGAAAGUUCCAUGAAACUUUGCUCGCAACCAGCCAAGCUAAGAUUAUUUUCCUAUGUGGGCCUCAAUCAGAGAAGCUUAUACGAGCCAUUGUGAGGUCUUCGCGCCAUACUCUGUCUCUACGCGGAUUUGACUACCCACUCUAUCGUGACCCCUUACGGAAUCGUCUUUUUAUCUGCUGUCCUCCUCUACCUGCAGAGAUCUGGUCCGUUAGCACAAGACAUAGUAUCAAGAUAAGCGAGGCUCUGAGAUUUGCAGUUAACUUCAUCCCAUCGUUAAAGUACGAUAUUAGACCGUUUUUCUGUGAAAACAGCAGCGUUAUUGGUUAUAUCUUGCGCCAAGCAAGGAAAGAAAGACUCGGAGGAGAAGCUCUGACUGCUGACACUGUGGACGAGGGUGUCCGGCUUUGGCUAACCAGAAGAAACAUGGGUCAAGCUGAAGAUAUCAAAGAAAUAGAGAAGAUUGCUGGUUCACUUACUCGCGGCCUCUUAAUGGUUUUGAAAUUCCUUCCAAGGAGACCGAAAAGUGAUGGGAAUGAAUCCAAAGAAAGAAGCCCGCAGCCUAGCAGAAGAGCCACUGAAAGGGUGAGGGUUCAUGAUUCCUUCAAUGUGGAGCAGUAUCAAAAGAUAGGAGACUUCGUUCACAAGCAUCUAGACGAGCGGGAGGUAGAUUACAGAAACCGAUUAUCUCGGCUGUGUGCGGAGUCACCGCGGCCUCAAGACAAGGAGAUAUGUUCUACUAGCUCUGAUAAAGAAGGAACUGAUGCGACAUCCACUGAUCAGGAGUCUAUCGCAGCACUGAAAUGCUUUUCACAAUUGCAGGGUCAAGAAUUUCAGACGGGCGCAGCAGAAAUGAGAGGACUGGUAGAACAGUGUCAGGCCGAGUCAGGAGAUAGGGACUGCGAAGCUCCCAUUAAUAUCCUGCAAGACCUUACAGCCAGAGUUAUAGGUGAAGGUUUUCUUGACCCUGUCGGUGUCACUGCUGCACAGCCCGUCAUCGCUGGGGCUAGUGACAAGAAGCGGCAGGGCGUGAAAAGUGUUGUGUGGAAAAAUGAAGACAUCCGGAAUCGUGAAUAUAGCUAUAAGCUUAAAGACCAGCUUAAGCGCCACGUCUAUAUCUACUAUUGCGAGAUUCCGUUCCCGGCUAAUAUGGAUAUCUUAGAUGAAAUGGUCUUUAUCAAACUAGAGCUUUGUCCUUUGGGAGAAAUACAUACAAAUCUAUAUGCAACCUCAAGCUCUGAAGCUCACGAUGAUCCGGCCCUACGUCUAGCCUUCCGGGUUAGAUACAUCGACUCUUUCGGUCGUGAAGUGGUAUACUAUGCAACAAAUCCAGCCAUUAGUAUGGUUUUCAGGGCGAAUACCUUGGUGGAGGUUCUGGAGAAGAAAUCAUUGGAAGACAUUUCACGGUUCCCGAGAAGGUUUAUCCACAUUGGUAGUCAAAAUAAUGCUCAUCCCUUGCUUGAACGCUUUAGGCGUGGGGGGAAUACCAGCCCACUUCCUCGUUAA
Molecule: messenger RNA, 2994 nt
Organism: Aspergillus vadensis CBS 113365
Lineage: Eukaryota; Fungi; Ascomycota; Eurotiomycetes; Eurotiales; Aspergillaceae
Exons: 5
Coding region: 1-2994 (997 amino acids)
Molecular function (GO): zinc ion binding; nucleic acid binding
Source: RefSeq, a predicted model, not a curated record